AUGCCAGUCUUUUGCCUUUGUGCAGUUCCAAACUGUGUUAAGAUUGACAAGCUGCUGGAGCCCAAGGGCGCGGUCGAAGUUGACUUGCGGCAUCUGCACUGGCGGCAGAUAGAGCUUGUGUGUGAGUUGAGAUUGAGUCCAAAGCCUCCAGCUCUGGCUGUGCUUCUCUUCCUCAAGGCAUCUUCAUUGGCAUACCUGGGCAUCAGUUCCAGGAUGGGCUUCCACAAUGGUGUUGAAGGCUACAGCGGGCUUGUUUUCACUGCAACAGAAGCACAAUUCAGCCUAGAGGAGGCCCUAGAAACAGCUUUUGACCAUUUCCGGGACCCCAGGAGCUUCCGGCAGGAUGCAGAGGAGGGGUUGGCUGGGGAGGAGAUGGAUCAGGACAUGGCAGAGGAGGACAUGGCAGAGGGGGUCAGUGCAGGGGAUCAUGAGGUCAGCAACACUGCAGAAGAACAAGAACAUGAUGAGGCAGCUGCCAGCGUCAAGCCCAAACAGACACGCAACAAACUUAGUGCACAUGCUAAAAAGAAGGCCAAGAAGGCCAAGAAGCUGCAGCAGGCAGCAGCUGUACGGGAGGCAGUUCAGGAGAGCCACGUCAAACGCAAUGUGAGGCGGAGUCGGGCACACACCAAGGCGUGGCGGCAGGAGAUGCACGGGGAUGGGUCGUCCACCACAGCAAGUACAAAGUGGUCGCGGCAGCGCCAUGUAAUCUCUGCAGUGGCUAUCCAGUUGACAGUUGAACUGGACUGCUUGCCGGUCACAAGCACUGGCUACUCAGCAUGGCGCAAUGAGACCAAGGCGGGUAUAGGACAGCACAAGGAGACAACCCUGGAAAGUUUGAUUGAGCAAGGAUUUGAUUACAUGGAGUGGGAUGGAAUGACUGCUGUGCCCAUUCUCGACCAUGAAGGGAGGGUGAUUGCCCUUCUUGCUGGGCAUCCUGCAGAUGCGAUGUGGCAUAAGGUCACAGACGACCUAAUCAAUGACCUCAAGGCUUUGGAGAGAGAUUUCUAG
Rhodofomes roseus is the source of this 1011-nucleotide messenger RNA. RefSeq lists its product as uncharacterized. The coding region runs from base 1 to 1011 and encodes 336 amino acids. The transcript is spliced from 7 exons. The record is from RefSeq and is a predicted model, not a curated record. NCBI's taxonomy places the organism in Eukaryota, Fungi, Basidiomycota, Agaricomycetes, Polyporales, Fomitopsidaceae.